CGGACAGCUGGUGGUCACACUGUCGGCGGGCGCGAGGCUCGACCCGUGCGUGACGGUUAGGACGAGCGCCCUGGGCCGUUGCGCACGCGGGGAUGAGGAGAUGCUGUCGGGCUGUUGCCGCCGGCUGAGGCGCGCGGGCUGCCAGCCGCCUCGCGGCAUCAUGUGCGCCAAGCGGCGGGGCUGCCGCCCUGCCCUCGCCCUGCUGUGGCUGCUGCCCGGUUUGCUGCUGCUGGUCGCCGCGGCGCUGCUCAACCCGCCGCCCGGACACCCCCCCGGUCCCGGUCCCGGUCAGGAUGGCACGGCGGCGGCGGGUUGGACGUCGGAGGGUAGCCGGCUGCCGGCGCUAGCACCGCCGUCCACCGAGGUCUUCGCCGAAGACGAGCUGAUGGUGGCGACCGAGGGACCGGCCAGUAAGAGGAGCUGGAGGAAGAGGGUGUACCGGCUGGUGAGGACAGGUGGACGGGGACUCCCCGGGCGACGUGCCGGUCCGGUCCUGGGACCCGAGCAGCAUGGGCAGCAUCUCCGAGGCUUUAACGAGGUUGUCAGCGAGCAGAUCUCCCUGCACCGAAGACUACCUGAGGUACGCGACCCUUUAUGCCUGCAGCAGGAAUAUGGUCAGAACCUGCCAAGUGCCAGCAUCAUAAUUUGCUUCCAUAAUGAAGCCUGGUCCACUCUUCUAAGAACAGUGAACAGUGUUAUGGACACAGCUCCAAAAAGAUUUCUCAAGGAGAUCAUCUUAGUGGACGACCUCAGUAACCAAGGACACCUGAAGGCAGCUUUAAGUGAUUAUAUUUCCAAACUGGACGGUGUCAGGUUGAUUCGCAGCAACAAAAGAUUAGGGGUGAUUGGAGGUCGUAUGCUUGGUGCGGCUCGGGCAACAGGAGAUGUCUUGAUUUUUAUGGACUCUCAUUGCGAGUGUCACAACGGCUGGCUUGAACCACUCUUGGAUAGAAUAGCUUUUGACAGGACUCGUGUUGUUUCUCCUGUAAUAGAUGUCAUUGACUGGAAGACAUUCCAGUAUUAUCACUCUGUUGAUUCGCAGAGAGGAGUCUUCAACUGGAACCUGGACUUUCAUUGGGAACCAAUACCAGAGAAUGAGCAAAAAUGGAGGCAGUCUCCUAUCAGUCCCAUACAAAGUCCAGCAAUAUCUGGAGGGGUGCUAGGAAUCAACCGACAUUAUUUCCAAAAUAUCGGUGCAUAUGAUCCUGGAAUGCUGAUGUGGGGAAUUGAAAAUUUGGAAUUAUCUCUCAGGGUCUGGCUCUGUGGGGGUUCAGUGGAGGUCCUGCCCUGUUCCAGGGUUGGUCAUGUGUACCAGAAACAUGCCCAUAGUUCUCUACCUGAUAAAGAGACUGUAAUGAAAAACAAAAUUCGUGUGGCUGAGAUUUGGUUGGAUUCCUUCAAGGAAAUCUUCUACAAGAGGGACUUGGCUGCAUAUUUGCUCAGUAAGGCUGAGAUGCCAGACUGUAAGGAACGACUGCAGCUGCAGAUGAGACUACGCUGCAAGAAUUUUCAUUGGUUUUUAAAUAACAUCUACCCAGAGCUCUAUGUGCCCGAAGACAAACCAGGAUAUUCUGGGGAGGCAAGACAAAGGUUUUUGCUCUAUAAUAUUGGUACAGGUUUCUGUGCAGACUAUGAAACUAAAUGGAACACCGGUGGAUACCCUAUUAUUCUUGCACCAUGCAGUAGCAAUGGGAAUCAGCACUUUGAAUAUAACAGUAGAAGAGAAAUCAGGUUUGGUACCGUUGUGGAACUUUGCGUUGAUGUCAGAGAUGAACAGGUCGUAUUACAGAAUUGUACCAGAGAGAACAGGAUAGAAUCACGUCAGCAAUGGAAUGUACAGAAGAGUGGAGAAAUUAUUCAUGCCUUUUCUGGGAAAUGCAUUGAGGCAAUAAGGAAUGCCACAAGCCAAGACCUGUUUCUAAGGCCAUGCAACAAGGAUGUCACCCAACAGCUGUGGCGAUUUGAGCAACUGUCUGUCAUAAAUGAGAGAUGAGCUGUCGCACCUGAUGCCUACUGUGUGAUGGCUGCAGUUCAUAUCCCCCUGCCUAGUCAGGAGCUGUCAAGUAUUUCAAGGGUGUGCAGAACUCAAGACUACUGACCACGUGUGCCUUGUACAUUGUUUAUACUGAAAAUCAUCACUAUUUCCAAGCAUCUUUGAAGAGCUGGAAAAGAUAAUCAAAAUAGAUUAUGUGACAUAAUUGAUCUGUCUAAACUCCACUCACAAUUAGGAUCAGCAAAAAUGAAACUAAUUUUCAUUCAAAGCAGAAUCCGUUGGCUAACAUAUUGUGUACAUUCUUUUUUUUAAAUAUGUUUCUAUUUUGCGGCAGCACUGUGUACUUUAAUGAUUGAAUAAGAAAAAAUAAACUUGAACAGCAUUCGAAUCAAGUUGUCCCAUUUUCUGUGUUGAUUACUGCCUGUUCAUCCUAAAAUCAGAAAGCAACCAACGAAAAAUAUAGUCUUCCGCUAAUAAUGAGGGUAUUUGAUAUGGUAUUUUUAUAAACCUGGCCAUAAUUUACAAGCAUCUGUUGAAUCAGGGUAAUACCGUAGAACUGGAAAAUAUCAGACUAUAACCCCUUGUAGUAGCCAUUUAGUUUAACUCAGUAUAUUAUACUUAUAACCAGUUACUUUUAAUUUUAUCUGCCUGUAAUUAUGUGGGUGGGAUUUAUACUUAGUCUGAGGCGUGUUUUUGGCUAGAGGAUUCUGGCGCAGAUGCCCAGAUGUUUUAGUUUAUUUCGGCGAAGACUAUGGGAGGAUACAGUUUUCGACCAUGAACACGAGCAUGAUCACGAGUAUGAUUGAAACAUAUAUAUGCUGGAAAACAGAGUGAUUUUACUGUUUGUACUACUAUAAUAAAGAAACUAUCAAGAGACUGUUUCUGGAAUACUUACCUUUCGACGGCUUUGAAUGUCUCAUGGAGAGCUCGUGGAAUGCGUAACCUUCUGACCCAUAGACAGCACAUUAGUGACUAUCGAGGACUAAAUCCUUGAGACGUUGUAAAAACUGUCACUACCGAG
Leucoraja erinaceus (little skate) is the source of this 3014-nucleotide messenger RNA. RefSeq names its product polypeptide N-acetylgalactosaminyltransferase 15-like. The transcript is spliced from 10 exons. The coding region runs from base 101 to 1993 and encodes 630 amino acids. Gene Ontology annotation, cellular component: Golgi apparatus. The record is from RefSeq and is a predicted model, not a curated record. NCBI's taxonomy places the organism in Eukaryota, Metazoa, Chordata, Chondrichthyes, Rajiformes, Rajidae.